Messenger RNA from Epinephelus moara (kelp grouper), 4136 nucleotides. Its product is annotated as E3 SUMO-protein ligase ZBED1-like. The record is from RefSeq and is a predicted model, not a curated record. The coding region runs from base 29 to 1714 and encodes 561 amino acids. NCBI's taxonomy places the organism in Eukaryota, Metazoa, Chordata, Actinopteri, Perciformes, Serranidae. The transcript is spliced from 3 exons.
ACAACAAACAGCGCCGCCCGGGUAGUUCAUGGCAAGCAGCACGGAGAAAGACAACGAUGAAAUUCGCUCUCCUCUCGGGAAUAAGUCGGCGGUCUGGAAAUAUUUCGGAUUCCGGAGGAAAGACGGCUCAACAGACAAAACACACGCCAUACGCAAACAAUACCAGUGCGAGUUGAAAUACUCGGGAAACACAACGAGCUUGGCCGCGCACCUAAAGAACAAACACGGCACUGACCCGCAUGCUCACACUAGCUCCAGUGUUACCGUGCCAGAGGCCUGCACACCAGCUUUGACCAGUUUCUUUCCACAAAAACUGAACAACAACUCAAAAAGAGUGACGAGUAUCACAGGUGCCAUUUCAUAUUUUAUUUGCAAAGACAUGAGACCUUACAGUGUUGUCGAGAAUGAUAGCUUUCGUAAACUACUGCAUACUCUGGAGCCGAAAUACGCAAUACCAUCAAGACAGCACUUCAGUGAAACGUGCAUACCGAGACUGUACACUCAAGUUAAAGAUGAAGUUAAACGUGAGUUCCUGCAUGCAGACAGAGUCGCUAUCACUACAGAUGAAUGGACGUCAUGUACAACACAAGCCUACGUAACUGUAACCUGUCAUCAUAUUGACAACGACUGGCAAAUGAAGAAUUAUGUUCUUCAGACACAGAUUUUGAACGACGCACACACAGGAGUAAAUCUUGGCACAGUUUUGAAGGAGGCAUGCGAGGAGUGGAAUAUAAACGACAAAAACCCUGCGCUUGUAACAGAUCAUGCCAGCAACAUGUCCGUCGCCGGAGUAGAGGCAAGUCUGUCACCGCACAUCAAAUGUUUCAGACAUACUAUAAACUUGGCGACACAGAAAGGCCUGAAAUGUGCUGGUGCUGCACAUCUUCUGGGGAGAGUGAGACGGGUCGUGUCAUUUUUCCACCGCAGCACAGUGGCGACCUCGCUUUUAAAAGAGAAGCAGAAGUUGCUUGGACUUCCAGAACACAAGCUAAAACAAGACGUAAUCACACGUUGGAACGGUUCGUUUGAAAUGUUAGAACGGUUUCUGGAGCAACAAGCUGCAGUGUGUGCUUCACUCCUGGACAGAAAACUGAGGAAAGGUGCAAAUGAUGUGCAGACACUCAGCGAAGGAGACAUCUCUACAGCUGAAGACUUAGUUAAGCUACUUGGACCAGUGAAAAGUGCCACCACCAUCAUGUGUGAGGAACAGCAGCCCAAGGUAUCUAUGAUUGCACCACUCAAAGCUAAGUUGUUGGAGCAUUACAGUAUCUCAGAGGAAGACUCCACUUUAGUGACAGAGAUGAAGCAGACAAUGACCAAGGAGCUCCAGCAGCGAUAUGUGGACGUGCAGCAAGUCCUGCUGAGAGCAUCUGCCUUAGAUACAAGGUUUAAGAAGCUGCCAUUCUUAAGUGAGAAGGAGAGAGAUGCAACUUUCCAGUGUCUCACACAAGAGGCUGCAGAGCUGUGGGACCAGAAAAAUGACACAGUGGCACAGGUUGAGAAUGCACCUCCUCAUCUGAUGACCCAGCACCACCUCACUCAUCUGGUGAACCAACCUCUGAUCAACCUGACUUGGUGCCUGCUUCCCAGGUUCAAGCCACUGAACAGGAUUAUGUCCCUGCUUCCAAGAGGUCAAAGGCACUUGAGGAUCUCUUUGGUGACACCUUCUUCACUGUGGACCCUAGCCAGACUGCCAAGACCUCCAGAGAGCUAGCCCAUGCUGAGGUUGCUAAGUAUAAAGACAUCUGACAUCUGAUGACAUCUGAUGUAUAAAGCAUCUUUGAUCCUGGGAGGUAGUGUGUUAGAGUGGUGGAAAAGUCAUCAGACUGAGUUUCCCCUCCUGGCCAACCUUGCCAAAACUUACCUCUGCAUUCCUGGUACCAGUGUACCCUCUGAGCAUGUGUUUAGCACUGCAGGUGCCAUUGUGCGUUCAGAGCAUAGUGUUUUGUCUCCUGAACAUGUUGAUCAGUUGGUUUUUUUGAAGAAAAAUCUCUCAAACAAGAAAACUGGAGGACAUACUUAGAGAUCUGUCAGUAAGCCAUGAUAAAAGCCAAAGAGCUGUCACCACAUUACUAAUAAUUACAUGCAAAGGACUUUGUUGAAGUAUUUGACUAAUACAAUAUGCACUAAGAAGAUGUGGAAUUGUUUACAUUUGUUUUGUUCUAACUUGUUCUCCAGCUGAAAUUGCUUAUUUUGGUUAAGAAAAAUGUAUAUAAGAUGUAGUGGAUACUGGAUACAGUAGCUAUGAUGCAGGGCGACUGUACUGCAUUUGCACUUUAAAGUAUAGGUUAAGACCUUGGUUAAGUUCUAACUGUUAAAAAUACUGUGUUUAUGAGACACUAAAAAGAGUUAAGGUUUACAAAAAUCCUGCUUUAGUGUAUAAAAAAAUGGGGACUUCGUUCUUUCAGUUUUGUUUUAUAGGAUGUGAAUGUUUUAAAGCUGAAUAUGUCUUAUGUGUUUAUUUAAAUGCCUGAUACCUGGAAGAGCCCAUAAAUACAAUGGUCAAAUCAUAUUCUAGUUGUUUUUGUGAGUUGAUGUAAAUGAUUGUGUUAGAUGGGCAUAUGAUAUCGCAUCAUAUCGAUCGCAGGCUCCUGAAUCGAAUCAAAUCGAAAUUUGAGACUUUGUGAUAUCGGCAAACAUUGUAUCGAUAUAAUAUCGUAUCGUGAUGAAGCUGGUGAUUUACACCCCUAGUCCUGAUGGUGUCCCUGGAAGGGUGCUGAAGGACUGUGCGGCUCAGCUGGCUGGCAUCUUCACCAGCAUCUUUAGCCAGUCCCUGAGUCAGGCUGCCGUCCCUCCCUGUCUGAAGUCCUCCAUCAUUGUUCCCCUCCCCAAGAAGAACAUCAUCAGUGGUUUGAAUGACUAUCGGCCAGUAGCCCUUACACCGGUCGCUAUGAAGUGCUUUGAGAAGCUUCUCUGUGCCCACAUCACCUCUAGUCCCCCCCCCCAAGCUCGACCCCCACCAGUUUGCCUACAGAGCAAAUAGGUCCACAGAAGACGCCAUCGCCACAGCUCUCCACUCUGCUCUUUCCCACCUGGAGCAGCAGGGGAGCAACGCUCCGUUGCUCUUGGUCGACUUCAGCUCUGCUUUUAAUACCAUCCUACCUGGCAGACUGGUGACCAAACUGUCGGAACUGGGAAUACCACACUCCACUUGUCUAUGGAUAAAGGACUUCCUCACAGACCGCCCCCAGAGGGUAAGAGUAGGUCCCAACCUCUCCUCAGCCAUCAGCCUCAGCACCGGCUCUCCACAGGGCUGUGUGCUGAGUCCACUACUCUUCACCCUAUACACACAUGACUGUACCCCCACACACGGCAGCAACAGCAUCAUAAAAUUUGCCGAUGACACCACCGUGGUGGGGCUCAUCUCAGGGGGGGAUGAGUCAGUGUAUCGGGAUGAGGUGAAGCAGCUGUCGGUGUGGUGCACGGAAAACAACCUGAUCCUAAACACUGCCAAGACAAAAGAGAUGGUGGUAGACUUUAGGAGGGCAAAAAAGAACGUCAUUCAACCACUGUUCAUCGGAGGAGACAGUGUGCAGAGGGUCUCUGACUUCCAACAGUUUUACCACAAAGUAUGACUUUCUUGAUCUUAAAAUAUAUGUUUUAAAUUCAUUAACGACAUAUUUGGAUUUCAUGUCGCAACUCACGGGACCAAGAGAUAAUAUUUCUCUCCUCAUUCACUGCCAUUCAUAUUUUUUCCGAUCUAAGGUCCCAUGAGCUUCACCGGAAGGGGCGUGACUUCGGCACUCUAUGUCUCUAGUUUACAUUUUGGUAUGAUAGACCUGCCUAUGUAGUAGCUUAAUAAAAAUUUUUGGAUGAUCUUUGGGUCCUCCCCAAAAUUGAAAAUAGUCAAAAUUGAGGCUUCUCCAAAAAGGACAGUGUCUGCCUUAUCACAUGAAUCUCGGGAAAUAAUUAUCAGAAUGUCACCAAAUUUGGACUGAAUGUUCACAGACAGUUGCUGCAAACAAUACAGCAAAGAUUUCAUCAGUAUAUUCAUCAGCUCCUUUUAAAAAAUUUAUACACCUAAACACACAUGAAUUACAGGUGGACAUGGAAUAAGGAAUACAAAAUCCAAAAGGCAUGUAUAUAUGUGUUUGCCAUUAUUAAUGUAAAUAAGCCAAUCACCCCAAAAUUGCAUU